AUGACGACCGUCAUGAACAGCACCAUGUCCUCAUCCUCUGCAACCGGCACCACCGACCAGAUAUCCGCCUACUUUAAUGUCCCCAGCCAAGAGCAACUCGUGCUCACUACGUCCAUCUUCCUCGUCGGCUACGUCGUCGGUCCGCUCAUCUUCGGCCCAUUGAGCGAGGCAUAUGGCAGGAAGAGCGUUAUGCUUUCCGCCUUUGCACUGUACACGAUAUUCACACUGGCUUGCGCAUUCGCUGACAAAUUCGCGAGCUUGGUAGUGCUCAGGCUGUUUGUGGGGAUUCCAGCCAGCUGUGCUGUCAGCGUGGUCGGAGGAAUAUGUGCGGACGUAUAUCACGAUCCGGUGGUCCGCGGCCGCGCAAUGGCCGUCUUCAUGACCAUCACUACAUUCGGACCGCUUCUCGGACCCGUAGUCUCGGGCUUCAUCUCGGUCGUCAGUUGGCGGUGGACGUAUUGGUUAGGUCUGAUUAUAGCCGUGGUGACUUGGGUUCCCCUACUCCUGAUGCCAGAGACCUAUCCGCCGGUCAUAUUGAAGCGCCGGGCUAAAAGACUGCGCAAAAUGCUACACGACCCAUCCAUUGUUGCGCCAAUCGAGCUGGAAAACCGCGGUCCUAGGUACAUCGUAACGGUAGUGCUGACUCGGCCGAUCAGGAUGAUCCUCUUCGAGCCACUCGUGCUCUUUUCGUGUGUUUAUCUUUCUUUUGUCUACACUGUGUUUUAUAUCUUCUUCCAAGCCUACCCCAUAAUGUACCGAGAGACCUACGGCUUCAGCGCCGGCGAAGAAGGCCUCACGUUCCUGCCCAUCGGCAUCGGCUCGAUAAUCGCCUGCCUAAUCUACCUCCUCUACGACAGCAUGCUAGCACGAGCACGGCAGCGCAACGCACCCUGGACGCAGCGAGAAGAAGCACAGCGGCUGCCAUUGGCCUGCCUCGCAGGGCCGUUUAUCGUGCUCUCGCUGUUCUGGGCGGGCUGGACAGCGCGCCGCAGUAUCCACUGGCUAGUGCCGGUGCUGGCGGGCGUACCCUUCGGUAUCGGGUACUUGCUGAUCUUCAUGGCGCUGCUGAACUACCUGACGGACGCGUAUGCCGUGUUCGCUGCCUCGGCCAUGGCGGCCACGGGCACUACGCGCAGCGUCUUUGGCGCCACGCUACCGUUUGCGACCCGCUUGAUGUAUGCGCGCUUGGGCGUGCCCUGGGCUUGCAGUCUGCUGGGCUGCGUUAUGCUCCUGCUUUGUGUUGUCCCGUUUGGGUUUUGGGUCUGGGGUGAGCAGAUUCGUGCUCGGAGCGCUUUUUGUAAUGAGUUGAGGGAGCGGCAGAGGAGGUGUGAGGAGGCGGCGAGGGCGAGGGAACAGGAGGAGAGGAAGGGGAGCGUGGGAUAA
Messenger RNA from Aplosporella prunicola CBS 121167, 1383 nucleotides. RefSeq lists its product as uncharacterized. The record is from RefSeq and is a predicted model, not a curated record. The transcript has 3 exons. The coding region runs from base 1 to 1383 and encodes 460 amino acids. Gene Ontology annotation, biological process: transmembrane transport. NCBI's taxonomy places the organism in Eukaryota, Fungi, Ascomycota, Dothideomycetes, Botryosphaeriales, Aplosporellaceae. Gene Ontology annotation, molecular function: transmembrane transporter activity.